Messenger RNA from Polychytrium aggregatum, 1524 nucleotides. Its product is annotated as SGS-domain-containing protein. The transcript has 4 exons. The record is from RefSeq and is a predicted model, not a curated record. NCBI's taxonomy places the organism in Eukaryota, Fungi, Chytridiomycota, Chytridiomycetes, Polychytriales. Gene Ontology annotation, molecular function: protein-folding chaperone binding. The coding region runs from base 91 to 1155 and encodes 354 amino acids. Gene Ontology annotation, biological process: protein stabilization.
GAGUCCCGAUCGCACGUAUCCUGCAGAGGUCAAUCCACAAUCCGCUCAGCGACCAUCUCCUGAAACCGUCUCACUUCCGCACCCGCAGUCAUGGCCGAACUCGCCUUUCUAGCCCAGGCCAACUCGGCCUUUGUCGAUGAGGACUACGAGACAGCCCUCUCGUUCUACUCUCAAGCCAUCAGCGCCAACCCCUCCAACCCCGAGUGCUAUCUCAAGCGCGCCAGCACCUACACGAAGCUCGGCCUGCACUCGCAGGCCUUGAGCGAUGCCCAGAUGGCCGCCGCUCUCUCCCAGGGCGACCAGGGUAUCUUUGUCAAGGCCCAGUUGCGACGUGGUGCCACAUCGGCCACACUGAAGCAAUGGGCCCAAGCCCGCGAGGCCUUUGGCGAAGUUCUCAAGGUCCAGCCCGACGAUGCUGCUGCCAAGCAGGGCUUUGACAAUGCAACAGAAGAAUUCGUCAGAGCAGGUGGCAAGCUCGCUCCUGUCGAUCCCGUCGCCCCGGCCGCCGACGGCACCGCUUCCUCGGACAGCACCACGGCGCCUGCCAGCAUCCCCACGACCGCCAGCUUCCUUCCUCCGUCCAAGAUCCGCCACGAGUGGUUCCAGAACGACAACUUUGUCACCAUCUCAGUCUUUGUCAAGCAUGCCAAGCCCGAGAAUGUCGAGAUCAUCUUCACCGAGCGAGCCACAUCCGUCACCAUCAAGCUGCCAUCGACAGGAUCCGACUACUCCCUUGAGCUCGAUCCCCUAUCGCAUGAGAUUGUCCCCUCCGAAUCAAAGUACUCGGUGCUCUCCACAAAGAUUGAAAUCAAGCUCAAGAAGGCCAACGAGGGCCUGAAGUGGGGUGCUCUGGAAGGCGAGGAUAGCUCUCUCGCUCAGACGAUGGCCAAGGCACCGACAUAUCCCACCUCCUCCAAGAAGAACUGGGAUGCGAUUGCCAAGAAUAUCGAAGGCGACAAGGGCCAGGGCGAGGAGGCCCUGAACGAUCUGUUCCGGACCAUUUAUAAGGACGCCUCCGAUGAGACACGUCGCGCCAUGAUCAAAAGCUAUGUCGAAAGCAAUGGCACCUGCCUCUCGACCAACUGGGACGAGGUCGGCAAGAAGCGGGUCGAGGUGACUCCGCCAGAGGGCAUGGUGGCCAAGAAGUACGAGUAGCGUCUCGAGGCUGUCGCAUGGACGGGCGGGCUGCCCCCUAGACAGGCGGGCUGUUGUCUGCGCAUAUUUUACUGCUGUUUUGUGCUUUUGGAGGAUUAUCUCUGGACGAAUAUCUCCGGAAGCGGUUUUGAAUGAGUCUCGGUUGGCUGUAUCACAAUAGCACAAGCUUCACCGAUCUCGACAGUGUUUGUUUCGAUACCCAAUCCAUCUCCAACCUUUGCAUCUGCUGGCCUGUGCUGCAUCCCAAAGCGGGCGAUUGCGUGAACAGUGUCUCGAUUGGCGGCACCCUGGUCCAACCCGUGGGACACUGCUUUUGCCCGCCCCAGCAAACCUAGUUUGCCCUGGCUCCAAGUUGACUCGUCCACGUUG